Drosophila persimilis is the source of this 2346-nucleotide messenger RNA. RefSeq names its product ATP-binding cassette sub-family F member 3. The transcript has 7 exons. The coding region runs from base 100 to 2226 and encodes 708 amino acids. NCBI's taxonomy places the organism in Eukaryota, Metazoa, Arthropoda, Insecta, Diptera, Drosophilidae. Gene Ontology annotation, molecular function: ATP binding; ATP hydrolysis activity. The record is from RefSeq and is a predicted model, not a curated record.
AAUUUUUUCUGCGUGCCGCUUGCAUUGGAUAUUGGAUAUAGUGAUAGCCGUGAUCGAGGUCAACUGUAGGAUCCAAUUAUCCAACACAACACAGGCGAAAUGAGCGAAUACACAAAAAUUCUGCAGCGUGAGUUCCCAGCGAUAGACUCGGAAUUGGUGAGCUAUGUUGUUGGAGUGCUGGCCGGCAGCGUGGAAGAUUUUGAAACGUGCGAUGAUAUCUUCGACGCCGUGGGCGAUAUCCUGCAAAGUGUGGCCGGUGACCGGCCGGAGGAGAGUAUUCGGGACAUAUGCGAGGAGUUCUUCAACAUAAUGAAGAACAAUAGCACAAAUGUGGAGCGGAAGGUGCUGAAUGCCCCCGUAAACAUAGAGGAGAUGGCCAAGAACAUGGAGCGUAUGGACAUGGAUCUGCAGAGCAUAUGGGUGGUCAACAAGGAUGGGGCCAAUAAAGUAGACUCGAAGAAGCUGGAGAAGGCGGAAGCCAAGCUGCAACAGAAGCAGGAGAAGCGUCAGGAGGUGAACAAGCAUGGCAUGAUUCCCGUAGCAGUGAAACUGCAAACGGCUACCGCCUCCCAGGUUACCAAUAAGAAGAACACUAAAUUGGAUCAAAAGGGUCUGAAUCGUUCCAUGGACAUCAAAAUUGAGAACUUUGAUCUGGCCUUUGGCGAAAAAGUACUCCUGCAAAAUGCGAAUCUGCUGCUAUCCUUUGGGCGCCGCUAUGGUCUGGUUGGACGCAAUGGUCUGGGCAAGACCACCAUGCUGAGGAUGAUUGCAGAACGACAACUGCAGAUCCCCUCACACAUCUCAGUGCUGCAUGUGGAACAGGAGGUGGUGGGCGACGACACGACCGCCGUCGAAAGUGUCCUCGAGUGUGAUACUGAGAGAACGAGGCUCCUGACAAGGGAAAAGGAAAUCCUGGCUGCUCUAAACAAUGGCGUGCAGGAUACGACCCUGUCCAAUGAGCUGAGCGAGACGUAUGCUGCCCUUCAGAACAUCGAGGCAGACAAGGCGGUGGCCCGUGCAUCUGUGAUACUUAAGGGUCUUGGCUUCGACGCUGACAUGCAACUGCGGCCGACCAAAUCGUUCUCCGGUGGCUGGCGCAUGCGCUUGGCCCUGGCUCGUGCACUCUUUUCAAAGCCGGAUCUGCUGCUCCUCGAUGAGCCGACUAACAUGUUGGACAUCAAGGCCAUCAUCUGGCUGGAAAAUUAUCUGCAAUCGUGGCCCACCACGAUCUUGGUCGUAUCUCACGACCGCAAUUUCCUGGACGUAGUACCCACGGACAUUGUACAUCUACAUUCCCAGGAGCUGGAGGCAUACAAGGGCAACUAUGAGCAGUUCGAAAAGACUAAAACGGAGAAGAUGAAGGCUCAAAGACGCGAAUACGAGGCUCAAAUGGCUCAUAGAAAUCAUGUCCAGGAGUUUAUUGAUCGUUUCCGUUACAAUGCCAAUCGUGCCUCAUCUGUACAAUCCAAAAUCAAGAUGCUGGAGAAGCUACCCGAACUCAAGCCCGUGGAGAAGGAAACGGUCGUCACGCUCAAGUUCCCAGAGGUAGAGCCACUAAAUCCCCCCGUUCUGGCCAUUUCUGAGGUCUCCUUCCGCUACAAUCCCGAAGACCCUUUGCCCAUUUUCAAGGGUGUCAAUCUGUCGGCCACCUCGGACUCGCGCAUCUGCAUUGUGGGCGAGAACGGAGCGGGUAAAUCCACGCUGCUCAAGAUCAUUGUCGGCCAACUGAGCACCAUUCACGGCAACAUUGUCCUGCAUCGCGGCCUGCGCAUUGGCUACUUUGCCCAGCACCAUGUGGAUCAUCUGAAUAUGAACGUGACGUGUGUGGGCGUCCUGGCCGAACUAUUUCCGGGUCGCCCCGAUGAGGAGUACCGUCGUCAGCUGGGUAGCUUUGGUUUAUCCGGACCCCUGGCACUGCAGAGCAUUGCCAGCUUGUCUGGUGGACAAAAAUCACGUGUGGCCUUAGCAAAGAUGUGCAUGGCGGAACCCAAUUUUUUGGUGCUCGAUGAGCCUACCAAUCACUUGGAUAUCGAGACAAUUGAUGCCUUGGGCAAAGCCAUCAAUGCCUUCAAGGGCGGCGUCAUCUUGGUCUCUCACGACGAGCGUCUCAUUAAAGUCGUUUGCAAGGAGCUCUGGGUGUGCGGCAAUCGCACGGUUCGCGCCAUCGAAGGUGGCCUGGACGAAUACAAGCGUGAGGUCUACAAGGAAAUCGAAGCGAAUAGUUGAAUUGUAUUGUAUUUUAUUAUCCAAUGAAUUUGUGAAACAGACUAGCACUAAAUUUAUAACAAUAUGUCCGUGACAAAGAAAACACUUCGGAAAUGGUUCAACAAUGUUUCCAAAGAUAAA